Molecule: messenger RNA, 9763 nt
Organism: Vidua chalybeata
Lineage: Eukaryota; Metazoa; Chordata; Aves; Passeriformes; Viduidae
Gene: CCDC88C
Product: coiled-coil domain containing 88C
Exons: 31
Coding region: 380-6649 (2089 amino acids)
Biological process (GO): cytoskeleton-dependent intracellular transport; cytoplasmic microtubule organization
Cellular component (GO): cytoplasm; centrosome
Molecular function (GO): dynein light intermediate chain binding; microtubule binding
Source: RefSeq, a predicted model, not a curated record
GCGGGGCGGCUGCGGGGCGCUCGGAGCUGUCCCGUCGGAACUCCGCGCCUUUGCUCCCGGCCCCCGGGCGUUCGCCGUGGUGGCUGAGCUCUCUCCUCUCCCGGCGUGGCUCGCUUUUUCCUGGGGAACCUCUACUGCGGCCGCGGAGCGAGCUCGGUGGGGGAAGACCGGCCUGUUGCCGUCGGGAGGAGGGACCGCGGCGAGCGGCCCCGCGUGUGCCCCCGGCGCGGGGCGGGGGGGCGAUGAGCCGCGCAUUGUUCGCCCUGUAGGCAGCGCCCGGCUGGCAGCGGGCCGGCGGGCCAUGGGCUCCGCGCCUUUGUCUCCCGAGUGAGCCAGCCCCGCGCCCGCAGCCUCCCGCCGCCGCCCGAGCCCCGGCGAUAUGGACGUGACCGUCUCGGAGCUCCUGGAGCUCUUCCUGCAGAGCCCCUUAGUGACAUGGGUGAAAACCUUCGGGGACCUGGGGAGCGGGGACCAGGACAACCUCGGCGUCUACAUGGACCUGGUGGAUGGCGUCGUCCUGAACAAAAUCAUGUUGCAAAUAGAUCCUCGACCGACCAACCAACGUGUCAACAAGCAUGUAAAUAAUGAUACCUAUCUUCGGGUUCAAAACCUGACCAUCUUGAUCAGAAACAUUAAGACUUACUAUCAGGAGGUCCUUCAGCAGCUGAUUGUAAUGAAUUUACCAAAUGUUUUAAUGAUUGGCAAAGAUCCUCUUUCUGGUAAAAGUAUGGAUGAAAUCAAGAAGCUGCUGUUGUUGGUUCUGGGAUGUGCUGUACAGUGUGAAAGAAAAGAAGAAUUUAUUGACAGAAUAAAACAACUGGAUAUUGAAACCCAAGCUGCCAUUGUGUCACACAUUCAAGAGGUGACUCACAAUCAGGAGAAUGUCUUUGACUUGCAGUGGCUGGAGCUCCCAGAUAUGGCCCCAGAAGAACUAGAGUCUCUCUCCAGGAAUAUGGUUUUCCACCUCAGGAGGCUCAUUGAUGAGAGAGAUGAAUGCACAGAAGUCAUUGUAGAUCUCACUCAAGAGAGAGAUUAUCUGCAGUCUCAGCAACCACCAAGCCCUCUGAAAGUACCAAGUCCAGAUUCUUCACCAAACCCUGCAAACCCUCUUUCUAAUGAAGAAAAGCAGCACCUUGCAGUUGAGCUGGCAGACACAAAGGCUAAAUUGAGAAGAAUCCGUCAGGAGCUGGAAGAGAAGUCUGAGCAGCUUGCAGAUUCUAAACAUGAAGUUGAGCAGCUCACCCUAGAGCUGCAAAAAAUAAAGCAAGAGAACAUGCACCUUGCCUCAGAUGCUCGCUCUGCACGAGCCUACAGAGACGAGCUCGAUUCUCUGAGAGAGAGGGCAAACCGCGUGGAGAGGCUCGAGAUGGAGCUGGUUCGCUGCAAAGAGAAACUUCACGAUGUGGAGUUCUACAAAGCUCGCAUGGAGGAAUUAAGAGAAGACAACAUUGUAUUAAUUGAAACAAAGGCCAUGCUAGAAGAACAGCUAACCAUGGCAAGAGCUCGUGGUGAUAAGUUGCAUGAAUUAGAGAAGGAAAAUUUGCAGUUGAAAUCCAAACUUCAUGAUGUAGAGCUGGACCGGGACACAGACAAGAAGAGAAUUGAAGAGCUGCUGGAGGAGAACAUGGUCUUGGAGAUUGCACAGAAACAGAGCAUGAACGAGUCUGCACACUUAGGCUGGGAACUAGAACAGCUGUCUAAAAGCACUGAUCUUGCAGAUACCAGAAAGUCCUUUGUGUUUGAGUUGAAUGAAUGUGCUUCGAGUCGAAUUCUGAAGCUAGAGAAGGAUAAUCAGAGCUUGCAGAACACAAUCCAAGAGCUGAGAGAUGCCUCCUUGACCUCCAGAGAGAGCAGCCUAAAGUUUGUGGAACUGGAAAAGGAAAAUCAGCAACUUAGCAAAAAGAUUGAGAAGUUGCAAAAUCAAAUUGAAAAAGAGAAGCAAAGCAAUCAAGAUUUGGAAACCUUGAGUGAGGAGCUGAUAAAAGAUAAAGAGCAGCUACAAGUUGUCAUGGAGACUCUAAAAGCCGACAAAGACAGACAGAUAAAGGACCUUAAACAAGAAAAUGAUCACCUUAAUCAAGUUGUCUUAUCUCUGAGACAAAGAUCACAAGUGAGCAGCGAGGCAAGAGUGAAAGAUAUUGAAAAAGAGAACAAAAUCCUUCAUGAAACAGUAACUGAGACGAGUAGCAAACUGAGCAAGCUGGAAUUUGAGAAGAAACAAUUGCAAAAGGAUUUUGACCAGGUUAGAGAAAAAGUGGAAAGAGUGGAAGAAAUGGAAAAAGAGCUCCACCGGCUGGAGAGGGAGAAUGAACAGCUCACAAAAAAGGCAGCAGUGAUGAAAAUAGUGACAGAAAAAGUGGAAGUUCUUGAGCAAGAGAAUGGCGAUCUGGAAGUGGAAAAUAGGAAACUAAGAAAAUCCUUGGACACAUUACAAAAUAUUUCCAUCCGGCUUGGUGACCUGGAAAGGGACAACAAGCAAUUGGAUGAAGAAAAUCUGGAGCUUAGAAGAGUGGUCGAGACCAUGAGAUUUACCAGUACAAAAAUGGCACAAAUAGAAGCAGAAAAUAAAGAUUUGGAGAGGGAGAAAGAGGACUUAAGAAAGAAUGUGGAAAUGUUAAAAGCAAUGAACAAGAAAUCAGAGAGGCUAGAGCUAAGCUAUCAGAGUAUCAGUUCUGAAAACCAGAGACUUCAGCAAAUUGUGGAGAACAGCAGUAAAAAAAUCCAGGCAUUAGAAAAAGAAGUUCAAGGAAUGGAGAGUGAAAAUCAGGUUCUCCAGAGGAACCUUGAAGAGCUAAAGGUUUCUGCCAAACGGCUAGAGAGCUUAGAAAAGGAAAACAAAGCCCUAGAACAAGGAAUGUCUCAGCUAGAAAAAGACAAAAAAAUGCUAGAGAAAGAAACGAAACGGCUUUGGCAGCAAGUGGAGCUGAAAGAUGCCAUUUUGGAUGACAGUACAGUAAAGCUAGCAGUUGCUGAGAAGGAAAACAAGACACUAGAAAAGGAAAUUGCUCGAUUCAGAGAGUCAUCUAGUAAACUGAAAGAGUUUGAAAAGGACAAUAAAGACCUCCUAAAGCAAGUUACAAUUGAUAAGAGAACACUAGCUACACUGAGAGAGGAUUUGGUCCUGGAGAAGCUGAAGAGUCAAAAGUUGUCUAGUGAGCUGGACAAACUGAGCCAGGAACUGGAGAAGAUGGGAUUGAACAAAGAGCUGCUGCUGGAGGAUGAUAAUGGCAAUGAUGACACAAAAUACAAGGUUCUGGAAAGCAAAACUGAAUCAGCACUAAAAUCAACUCUAGCUGUGAAAGAGGAAAAGAUUGCAAUGCUGGAGGCGCAAGUGAAAGACUUCCUGAACUUGAACCAGCAGUUACAGAAUGAUCUAAAUAUGGUAAAGAAGGACUUUGAUGCACUCAAGCAGACUCAGCAGGAUGGGCAGUAUGCUCAGAAGCCACUGAAGAAUUCAGCAGAGAAUCUCAUUGCCAACCAGCAAAUGAAUGAGAAAUUGGAAACAGGGCACCAAGAGGCCACCACAGAGCUGCUGAAACUGAAGGACAGGGCCAUUGAACUGGAAAGGAAUAAUGCAGCCCUGCAUACUGAGAAGCAGCUGCUUAAGGAGCAGCUAAAGCAUCUGGAAACACAGAAUGUCUCCUUCAACAAUCAGAUCCUGACACUACAGAAGCAAAAUGUCUUCCUUCAGGAGCAUAAUACUGCCCUGCAGACACAGACAGCCAAACUCCAGGUAGAAAAUUCAACUCUCAGCUCCCAGAGUGCUUCACUGACGGCCCAGAAUGCUUUACUGCAAAAUCAGCAGACAGCCAAGGAGAGUGAGAACGAAAAUCUGCUGAAACAGAAGGAGCAGCUGAAAGCUGAGUAUGAGUCAUUGCUUCAGGACCAUGAACACCUUACUUCACUGCAUGAACGGCAGUCUGCAGAGUAUGAAAGGCUAAUAAAUCAGCACAGCUGCCUGAAAACAUUACACAAAACCCUAGAUCUGGAGCACAAAGGUCUGCGUGAGAGAUACAACAGUUUAACGAAACACAAAGCAGAAUUAGAAGAGUUGGAAUUAGUUUUAAAAACUGAGAGAGAGGUUUUGCAACAAGAGAGAAGAUCAAAUGCAAUAACCACUGGGGAAAAUCAGAAGCUGAGGGAGGAACUGGACAGGGUGAAUUUCUUGCACAACCAACUAAAGGCAGAGUAUGAAGGGCUCCAUUCACACACUAAAGAGCUGAAAACUUCCUUGAACAACUCUCAGCUGGAGCUGAAUCGUUGGCAAGCUCGCUAUGAUGAGCUGAAAGAACAGCACCAAUCCAUGGAUAUCUCUCUGACCAAGCUGGAUAACCACUGUGAGCUCCUGUCCCGACUAAAGGGAAAUCUGGAAGAAGAAAAUCAUCAUCUCCUGAGUCAGAUUCAGAUGCUGAGCCAGCAGAAUCAGAUGUUGUUGGAGCAGAACAUGGAGAGCAAGGAGCAGUACCAUGAAGAACAGAAACAGUACAUUGAUAAAUUGAAUGCCUUAAGGAGACAUAAGGAAAAACUUGAAGAGAAGAUAAUGGAUCAGUACAAGUUCUAUGAUCCUGCUCCAAAAAAGAAAAACCCCUGGAUUGGAGCCAGAGCCUUAGUCAAAUUAAUCAAGCCAAAGAAGGAGACUCCAAGGGAGCGGUUGAAACCAGCAGCAGAAAGCUCCACAUGGCAUUCUGAAUCCCCAGAGAUGGUAAACUCUCCAUCUGCUUCCCAAAAACACCAACACGAGGCUCAGGAUAAUACUUCUCAAGGGUCAAACCCUGUGGAAGAGAGAGAGAACCCUGGGUGUUCUUCAAACAAAGUGCUAAUCGACCUAAAGCAAAAAAGGAAUUCCCAUCACGGAGGCAGCAAUGAUAAUGCUGAAAUCUCAGCAGACUGUGCAACAAAACCCAGCUGUGUGGAAAUGGGUCCCAGGACUUACUCAACCUCAGCUAUUCACGUGCACACUUCCACCCCCAUCUCCCGGCUCCAGAGCAGGCCAAAAGGCUAUAAUUCAGAAGAUAAUCUCUGUGAACAGUCCCCGGAGGUGGAGUUUGCAAGCACCAGACGGCAUGUGUCCAGGCCAAACAGUUUAGAGAGCAGUAGGAACGCUUCCAGCAGUAGUUCACCUCUCAAUUUGAAAGGUUCCUUAGACCAUAUCCAUGGUAGAACUGAGAGCCUCAGCAGUGAAGAUAUGGUACCAAGCCGAGAGGCACCAGUCUUGCUCCGAGAUACGUAUUCCCUUCACUCUGCUGCUGCUUUCUUAAGCCCUGGCAGCAGGCAUGAGUCCUCCUCCCACAGGAAUGGUUUGAUGUCCACUGAUACACCUCAGAGGAGCAAUCCAUCCCAGUCUCACACAGGCAGGCAGCGAUCUGCUUCACCUGGCAGUGAGAUGGUAACUUUGGAAGAGUUCUUGGAAGAGAGCAACAGGCUGUCUCUACCAAGUCAUCGGCGCAGUUUAAAUGAGAGUGAAAUGAUUUCAUUACACCAAUUUCUGUUAGAAGCUGAUGCACUGUAUCCCUCUUGCUACUCCCCAUGUCCUUCCAUUCAUCAGGAACAUUCGCAGUCACUUGAAUUGGUCCUCAGUGUUUCAUAUCCCGACAGCAUGAGGCACAGAACAGGCAGGGGAAAUAGGAGAUCUGCUUCAUUCUAUAUCCCCAGGGACACCUCCACUAACAGAGAUGACUUGCUCGGCGAUUAUUUUAGGAAAGCAAAUGAGCCUUCAGCUACUGGAAACUUGCUGGUUCAGCCAUCCAGAAAGGAGGCUGCUAAGAUGCCCACUAGUCUUGUUGCUCCAACUGUGAAGAUGGCCAUGGCUGGUGAAGAAGGAAGAAUGGCUAAGCCUGACAAUUACAUGAAGCCAAACCUCAGACAAGUUGAACCUGAUGCUCUGGCAAACCCCCAAGGGUCCCUUAAGCUUCCUCACCCAGCACAGCACCAGUCUGCCAGUGGGGCGCGGCAGAUGGCCCAGCCUCAGCAGCCUGGAGCCGUGAGCAGGAGGAGUACCUCAUUGAGCAGGGCAUUCAGCUUGGCCUCUGCAGACCUCCUCAGGGCUGCUGGCCCAGAGGCCUACAGGCAGGAGAGCCCUCAGAAGUCAGGAGCAGAGCUGCGUGGGGGCAAGGACAGGGCUUCUGUGCUAGCGAGCUCCCAGGCACCCUUAAGAGAGAGGCCGCAGUCUGCAAAGGUGGCAGGUUCUGUGCAAGGUGUCGAUUCCCGCUGUCGGCAGCUCGAUACAAGGCGCCUUUCCCUGGUCCCACCAAAAGAUGAGAGGCCACUCUCCUUCCAUCAGUUCUCUGCCUCACCCACUGCAUCCACCAGCAAUCUGAAUGUCCAGCAGCAAGAGCGUGUGAACCCCGGGCAACACUACUCAUCUGCAUCCCAUACUCCCUCAAAAGUCAAACCCAAGUCAGCACCUCGUACUGAGGAGGUGGUCACAGUGGCCCCUGCCAGAGCUGUUUGCAGCAGCACUGAGGCAAAUGCUUCCCCAGGACAAGGCCAGGGUGAUGCCAUACUUAUCAAGUGCCAGGGUAAGCCGUUGGAAAGCGGCUCUGGGGCUGUAGAGGAGCCUGUGAGAGGAAACAGCUCCAACAGCACUCCUGGGUCUCCUGACCCCCAGGGGGAUCAGCAGACGGUUUGGUAUGAGUAUGGCUGUGUGUAAGCCACAGGUGCAGCUGUAAUAUGGGUGUUUGGUAUGGCUAAUGUCCAGGUACCAUUUAUCUAGACACUGUCAGGUCUUAAAAGGCAUCACCUGUAGGUUGCUCUGAGUAUUCUCUGGGUACUGUUUCCUAGUUGGACAAAGUGUGAUUAAGAGAAUCAAGGAGCAAAACCCUAGUUCUUCUGACACUGUUGUGCCUAAAACAAAGUGGAAGCCUGACCUAAUCUCACAGCAAACUUGGCACCUGAUUCUCACAGGUUCUGAGCAUUCCCUAGUCCAGCAGAAGAGUAGCAGGGUCCUUGGUCAUUGCUGCACUGUGCACCCUUUCUGCAUGCAUUAAAGAAAAGUUUCACAGGUCCUGUGUGUGCUAAACUCAGCCCCACCAUUGGUAAAAAACCAUACUGAAAAGGUCAUAUGAAAGCCAGACUUCUCCCCCAAAGACAGAAGCAAAUGCUUGACUUCAGAAUGGAGAUGAAGAGCAAAAGUUUGUGGCUUUAGCUAUGGAUCUGGUAAAAUCUAUUUUUCUAGCCACAGACACAUCUUAUAGAAGGUAUUGUAUAGACUUCAAGGGUCAUAUCUCAACCUUUCCCACUUGGGCUGUGUAAACACAGAAGCCAGCAUAAUUACCCCACUGCCUUCACUAUAGCUGCAGCUCAGUGGAUCCUUGACUCUGCAGAGUGGUGCUGCCUUUUGAAACUUGUUUUAUCUUUUAUACAAACACUGGAACUAAUGCAGCCUUUCAGGGGAGAUGCCAUUUAAAUUGCUAAGGUGGCAUCUCAUGUACAAAAGUGUCUUGUAAGUAUGUAUAUAAGAAGCUCAAGUACUGUAUAAGAAUGCUGUGUAAAUUGUAUUAUUACAUUCUUGUGUGCAUGACAGCCCACAUCCUAUGUGGGCUUUUGUCUUUUAGAAAUCCUUGUUUGUCUCCAAGAACUUUUCUCAGUAUAGAAAACAAAAUAAUUUUGUACACAUGUGAAAAAAAUAUACUUUAAAAAAAUCUAUUUAUGUGCAAAGAAGUUCCUUGUAUGUUUCUGUCCAGAGUGUCAUCAGCUGCUUAUGUAUAUAUGAUCAAAUGUGUAUCUUUAAUUACAUGUUUGUAAAGCUGUUAUUCUUGCAAUAGACUAAAUCCUUUAAAAAAAUACCUGUUUUGCUUGUUCUGAUUUAAUUUAGUAAAAGAUAAAACUGAUUCAUUUGAUGUUUUUGUUAUCUAAUAUGUAGCAAUCCCCAUUCUGAAAACUACAAAAUUGUUUGUAAUAAAGAUUAAAAGAAAAUAAGAUUGAUGUUCUACUUUUUGUCCUUGGAAAAAUAGAAACCCCAAAAAUGUGAUUGACAGUGCUGGAGAUCUGUCUGCAACAGCUCCUUAGUAUUCAUUUUCAUGUCUACACGGUAAAGUUGUAUUUGUUUUUAUAACGUAGAAGGUGUACCAGGAGAUUUUUGUUUAAUUGUAGCCUUCUUACUGAAGACUACAGGAGGGUUGAACAUGCAAAAAUAAGUGACUUACAGUUCACUCUAUAAUUGGACUGUUAGAUAUUUAUGCUUCUCAGAGCACUUCGGACAAGGGUAAACAUGCUGUCAAUUUUGACCAAGCUUGCAUCUUGUAUAGUCUAUUUUGAACUUAGCUCUCAGGAUGCCUUAUGAAAGUGAGAAAUUAUUCAUUUUGCAACAUGGAGAGAAUGGCAAAAAAAACCUUUCUGCCUUCUCUGCUAUUUUAGUUGCAAACUAUAGUUUUGCAACUAAUUUAAAAUUAUAUGUGCUAUAUGGCAAUUUUAGAACAUAGUGAAUGUUCUUAGUAAACUGAAAUUCUUCUUCCAGAAAUUUUAUCUCAAAAUGGAUUCUUAACCAGACCACUAAAGGUUCGAGACUGGUGUUUCUCCCUUGUUUCUGCCCCCUUUUGGAGGACACGUGCAGGCUGGGCUGCUGAGGAAGUGAUCUGUGCCUUGUUAGUUACUGUAGAUCUGCUUUUGCUAUAAAUACCUGCCCAGUGGCACAACUUAGUUGACAGUUUCUGAGUUAUUUACAAUUAUUUAUCUUCUCAGUUCUAGUGAGCUUGAAUUAAAAAGUACUAAAUACAUUCGCAGUACCAUUCAGAUGUGGGAUACUUCUAAAUACAGACAUUAUACCAUGGAACAGCUAUUGAAGCACACAGUGCUGUCUGUGACCCUCGGGCCUCUCUGGCACUGUUAGGGGAGGUUUUGGUAUAGGUGCCUGCCCUGCCAGGGCAGGUGCGGUUAUUUUGCGAUCUGCUGGGUUCAUCAAUGGCCAGCUGUUCCUGGCAGCCGCGGCGCCUCCCGGGCCCUGCUCCCCCGUGCGCUGCCGCGCCAGGUACGGAGCGGGCUGGGCGGGAAGGGCCUGCCCUCAGCUCCGCGGCUGCUGAGCCUCGUCCUCCUGAGGCCCAGAGCCAGCGGUAGCAUAAAACUCAUUUUGGUGCCUGAGGGGGAGAAAGCAAUUGUGUUUAGAGAGACAGAGAUCGGCAAAUCCUCCCGGAGUUGUGCCGGUGGAGGUGCAGUGAGGCACCAGCUUGCGUGAGGUGGGGAGAGGUGUUCCUGGGAGGGUAGAGGAUGGCGCGGAGCUGCCCGAGCCUUGCCGGAUGCCUUCCAAGAAAUGAAGAUGAAAUUGUAGCAGUUCCACUCUGCAGCUUGUGCGGCCGGGCCCGGCUGCGGGAGGGGCACAGCGAGCUGGCUGAGGCCACGGCUGCCCUCUCGGACACCGGGGAAAGGGAUCUCCAGGCGCCACAGGCUCCGGCGCACUGGCUUUUCCCGGCUCUGCACGGGCUGUAGGAUGCUGAUAUUUCCUGACAGGAGGGAAGGGUGUGCUCGCUGAAGGCUGCUAAUUAUGUGCUAAGUGGUGCUGCGAAUGGCUCUGGAUUCAACGCUUCAAGCGGUUCAGUGGCUCGUUAAUUCUCGAGACGGAGUUUUCUGUUAAAGGAGGGGUUCUUGAGGGGGAUCCAUCCCGAGGAGGCCGCUGUGUUGCCAGCAGUUUUCCGAGAAGGCCGAAGGGCUGUGACUUUGGCAGCAGCCGCUCCCUGCAGUGUGCUCAGCCUCUGAAGUCAGGGAAGCUGUUUGACUCAAGGAAACAAAAGAUGGUGUGUGUUUGAAGUGAAAUAAAUGGCUGCUGUGGGAA